Molecule: messenger RNA, 2214 nt
Organism: Triplophysa dalaica
Lineage: Eukaryota; Metazoa; Chordata; Actinopteri; Cypriniformes; Nemacheilidae
Product: tripartite motif-containing protein 16-like
Exons: 7
Coding region: 331-1986 (551 amino acids)
Molecular function (GO): protein binding; zinc ion binding
Source: RefSeq, a predicted model, not a curated record
AUUUUAUGCAAAUAAAAAAAAUCACCGAUCUUUGGGCGCAACUACGAAAUGAGAGAGAAGUCAGUGAAGCUGAGCACACGUCAUCUGUCUCUUGUCAGCUAAAAUGAGUGUAAUUUAAAGUUUGGAACAUUUUAAGUGGUGUACAACUGACCAUAGCAAUCAAAAUUAGGGAGGCCACCUUCCUAGACCUCGUACAAAAAUGGCGGCAUCCCAAAGUUGUGGCGGUGUAAAAGCACACACCUUGAGGCUGCUAAGGUAAGGGGCGGAGAUAAGCAAAUUGUCGAUUUAAAUGCACAACGCACCGCAGGAAAGUGGCGAAUCUGCUCGAGUAUGGCGGUGUGUGGUGGUGACCAGAAUCAGAACUACCUGAACUGUUCGGUCUGUUUGGAGUUACUGAUAGAUCCAGUAACAAUACCAUGCGGACAUAGCUACUGCAUGAGUUGCAUCCAAAAAUACUGGGAUCAGGAGAACGCGCAGAAGAAACCAUGCAGCUGCCCGCAGUGCAGGGAAGUUUUCAGCCUCAGACCUGCAUUAAAGAAAUGUACGGCUUUGGCUGACGCUGUCAGCAACAGAAAUACACUCUCCCCUCCGGUCCAUUACUUUAGAGGAGUCGCUGACGAGUACUGUGAUUUCUGCACCUCUGUGAAACGAAAGGCCGUUCGUUCAUGCUUAACAUGCUUGGCGUCCUACUGCGAGACGCACGUGAGAGGUCACUAUGAGUUCCGCGCGCUGCAGAGGCACGAGCUGGUGCCUUCCUCGUGCUUGCAGGACAAGAUAUGCAAGAGUCAUAAUAAACUGCUCGAGGUGUUUUGCGUCGACGACAAGUGCUGCAUUUGUAUUCUGUGUAUGAUAGACCGUCACUGUGGCCACAAAACCACAUCUGCCGCCGAAGCAUGGAAAAAACAAAAGACAUUGUUGUCUGUGAUGCAACUCAAAUCCAAACAACAAAUAAAGGUUCAUGAGUUGGAGCUACUGACACUAAGUAAGGCAGUCACACAUUUCAGUAACUCUGCCCAGGCAGUGCUGAACUUGAGUGACAAGUUCCGCAACACAAUAGUUGAGGCCUGUGAAAAAAUGUUUUCUAAAAUCAAUGAGCUCGUCCGAAGACGGGAGUCGAUAGAGCUGAUGCGAGCAACAGCGCUACAGAACCAUACUGGAAACAAGCUGGCAGCUUUGAAGAUAAGAGAUGCUGAACUCUGUGAACUUGGACAGACGGAGGAUUAUAUUUACUUUCUUCAGAAAUUUCAAGCUUUGACCACUUCAGGGCCAGACAUCUUGGGUUUUGUGAAAGAGCAGCCCUCUUUUGACCUGCUCAGCAUUGAGUCUACUUUAUCUGAGCAGAAAAAAUCGCUUGAGGAACUCUUUCAGAAGAAUAUUGAGAUGUUUUCAGAGACUGCCAAACAAGUAAAGAUAGUGCUUCCUGCAGAACCCAUGCUCCGAGGAGACUUCAGAGAUUAUGUUUCCAAGUUGAAAUUCCACAUUGAUUCUGCUCACUACGACCUCAAGAUAUCCCAUGAUGGCCAAAAAGUCGAAGGAUACGACUGCUACGUCCCAUUCCGUAGCGGUAAUCCAGAGCAGUUCACCUAUUGGAAGCAGGUUCUCUGUGUCGAGGAGGUGAAAAGUCGCAGUUACUGGGAAGCUCUGUGGAGCGGUACAGGUGUUCAUUUUGCGGUGUCUUACAACAGCAUCGUCAGAAAAGAUGGUGGUAAUAAUAGCAGAUUUGGGUACAACAAGCUGUCCUGGAGCUUAGCGUGCUUCAAUCACGAAUGCUAUUUCAUUCACAAUGGUGUUAAAACCGACAUCCUAUCUCCGAAAUGUUCAAGAAUUGGAGUUUAUGUGGAUGUAAAGGCUGGCUCACUUAGUUUCUAUUGCAUUUCAGACAGUGAAGCAAUGAAGCUCCUUCAUAAAGAAUGCACUGUUUUCAGUGAGCCACUGUAUGCAGGGUUCACACUCGUGAGCAGGUCAUCUGUAACACUGUGCUCUUGAGUCUUCAAAUGUAUGCCUUGACUCUAGUUUGUUGGUCACAUAGCAAGGGGAUCUUUCUGACUGCAGAUUAUAAGUAUAAAAUAGAAUUUAAGAAUUUAUGUUCUGAAUUUACAAAGAUACUUCACAUUUGGCUUGUUACAUACUGUAAACCCAGUCACAUUUUUUUUUCUAAAGAUAUUGAAGAUUCCAUUUAGUGUUUAAGUUACGUUCCAUGCAUAUUAACGUGUG